AACUUACACAGCCCUCCUCUCCUUGAAAGUAUUUAAAGUCAGCUGGAUCCUGGUUUGGUCUCAUCAAAAAGAUAUAGGAGACAAGAAGAUACAUAAAUUUCCUUCUGGUGACAGCUCAAGCCAACUGAAAAUUUCAAGGAUGCCAAACUGGGGAGGUGGAGCCAAAUGUGCUGCAUGUGGUAAAACAGUCUACCAUGCUGAGGAAAUUCAGUGUAACGGACGGAGUUUCCAUAAGACAUGUUUCCUCUGCAUGGGUUGCCGAAAAGCUCUGGACAGCACAACAGUAGCUGCUCACGAAUCAGAAAUUUACUGCAAAACAUGUUAUGGGAGGAAAUAUGGUCCCAAAGGAAUUGGCUAUGGGCAAGGCGCUGGCUGUCUCAGCACUGACACGGGAGAACAUCUGGGGCUGGAUCUACAGCAGCACUCACCAAAGCCAGCUCGUCCUUCUACCCCUACCAACCCUUCAAAGUUUGCCAAAAAGUUUGGGGAUGUAGAAAAAUGUCCUCGUUGUGGAAAGUCAGUAUACGCUGCAGAGAAGAUAAUAGGAGGAGGAAAGCCUUGGCAUAAGACUUGUUUCCGAUGUGCUAUUUGUGGAAAGAGUCUAGAAUCUACAAAUGUUACAGACAAAGAUGGAGAGAUUUAUUGUAAAGUUUGCUAUGCAAAGAAUUUUGGCCCUAAAGGAAUUGGAUUUGGUGGCCUCACUCAAGUUGAAAAGUUGGAAUAAGAUGCUUCGCACUUAGACCUAUCUAAAUAAGUAGCAAUGAAAAAUUUAAUUUCUUACACAGUUGUUAUAAUAUAUAGUGGGAAAUCAUUUUUGAAAAAGAGCAUUUCAUUCCUGAACAAGAGAACUCCAGAAUAUUGAGAUCUCAACUGUUCAUAAAUAAUUUCUGAAUCAAAAUUUUGGUUAUUUUAUCAAGGUAACUGCAUAGACAGACUUGAUGCUGUCAUUUUUACACUUGUGGUAAUUAAAGAAAACCCAAUUCCUAUUCUUUAUUAUAUAGUAUAUGCAACAUCAACAGCAUUUUGAAGAUGAUGCAUCAUGAAAUAUAGGCAUUUGAUUAUGAUUUGUCAGAAAGUAGUUUUAAUGGUAGUCUACUAUAAUCUCUACCUCUAUUGUUUUUUAAUUUUAACCGUCCCAAAGCUCUGUUGUCUUUUUUGGGAAAAGCAGAUCGGUUAUUCCACCUUUAAGCUUAUUCUACUGAAGACAGAGCUACUUAUAGAGGUGCUGUACUGCAUAAAAGAUAAACAUGUAAUUCAAUUGUGAGCACUAAGAUAAAUAUUUCAUUCAUCAGA
Messenger RNA from Python bivittatus (Burmese python), 1293 nucleotides. It is a transcript of the gene CSRP3, whose product is annotated as cysteine and glycine rich protein 3. The record is from RefSeq and is a predicted model, not a curated record. Gene Ontology annotation, cellular component: Z disc; cytoplasm; nucleus. Gene Ontology annotation, biological process: muscle tissue development; sarcomere organization; cardiac muscle contraction. Lineage: Eukaryota; Metazoa; Chordata; Lepidosauria; Squamata; Pythonidae. Gene Ontology annotation, molecular function: actinin binding; structural constituent of muscle.